CAGCGAAUUUUGUUAUUGUUGGAUGUCCCUCUCUCCGUUUUGGCUUUAAUUUAACAAACGACAAUACAAAAUGAGUAAUAUAUACAUCCAGGAGCCGCCCACGUCGGGCAAGGUUCUGCUGAAGACCACAGUUGGCGACAUCGACAUCGAGCUCUGGGCCAGAGAGUGCCCGAAGGCGUGCCGCAACUUUGUGCAACUAUGCCUGGAGGGCUACUACAACAAUACUGUCUUCCAUCGCAUGGUAAAAGGAUUCAUAGUGCAGGGCGGCGAUCCCAAUGGCGAUGGCACUGGCGGCGAGUCCAUUUACGGACAGCCGUUCAAGGACGAGUUUCAUUCGAGACUGCGGUACACGCGCCGCGGCCUGGUGGGCAUGGCCAACUCGGGCAAAGAUGACAACGCCUCGCAGUUCUUUUUCACGUUUGCCGAGACUCCGGAGCUGCAGAGCAAGAACACACUCUUCGGCAAGGUCACGGGCGACACAAUCUACAACAUGCUGAAGCUGGAGGAUGGCAUUGUGGACCACCAGGAGCGGCCCAUGCACGCACAUCGCAUUAUGUCCACCGAGGUGCUCACCAAUCCCUUCGACGACAUUGUGCCGCGCGCCAUUGCCAAAGCAGAGAAGAGCAAAAAAGUCAAGAAAGAACGACAGGGCGUCAAAAACUUUGGCCUACUCUCGUUUGGUGAAGAGGCCGAGGGCGAUGAGGUGGAGACCAAUGUGUUCGUUAAGCAGAACGCCGGAAAGGCCAAAUCGCUGCACGAUGUCGCAGAUGAUCCGAAGCUAAGCAAGGAACCGAUUCAAGUGCCCAAGCAGGAGCGGGCUGAUAGCGAGGAGCCCUUGCCGAAUGACAAUGAUGAGGAGGAGGACAGUGGCAAGGCCAAGUCUUCCACUGGCAACUACUCCGAACUCAUCAAAAUGAAACUCUCCAAGACAUCAGCUGCACGUACCCAGAAGACUACAAAGCCUGUCGUUGUGGAGAGUGACCCGGAGGAGGAGGAGGAUGUGCUAAUGACCCGAGAGCAAGAACAAAGACUUAAGAUAUCCAAGGAGAAAACAAAAAUUCGCGAAGAAAUUGCUUCGCUGAAGAAGCAAUAUCAAAUGGACAAAAUCAGCAAGGAUAAGCUGGCCAAUGGCCCGGAGAAGACUGUAAAGGAAUCGAACAUUAAGGGCGGCAGCGAAAAUCAUUACAUCAACGACUUUAUAGAGUCAAAGGAGAUAUACACCGCCAAGGGAAAGCUGCAACCCAAGGGGCAGUCCAGGGAGGAAUUCACACUGCAGCUGUUGGCCAAAUUUCGCAACAAAGUGGCUGGCUUGAAGCACAAGGAUGGCGCUGAGGAUGGUGAUGCAGAUGCGGCUCAGGAGGAGCCAAAGAGCUUGGACAACGGAACAGUGGAGAAGGAAAUUGUGGGAGACGACUGGCUGGCGCACACCUUAAAUUUCAACAGCACAGUGCCCGUGCUGGCCAAGGAUGCAAACAGCAAGGGCGAUGAUUGGUACGAUGCCUACGAUCCGCGUAAUCCCCUCAAUAAACGCAAACGAGGCGCCAACACCGGCUCAUCCAGUAAAUCAAAUUCCAAUAAAAAGAAAUAAAUUAAAUUCCAUCUUCAAA
Molecule: messenger RNA, 1607 nt
Organism: Drosophila guanche
Lineage: Eukaryota; Metazoa; Arthropoda; Insecta; Diptera; Drosophilidae
Product: spliceosome-associated protein CWC27 homolog
Exons: 4
Coding region: 71-1588 (505 amino acids)
Biological process (GO): protein folding; protein peptidyl-prolyl isomerization
Cellular component (GO): catalytic step 2 spliceosome
Molecular function (GO): peptidyl-prolyl cis-trans isomerase activity
Source: RefSeq, a predicted model, not a curated record